GGGGAGGGCGGCUGAGAGACUUGAGAGGAGCUGGGCCGGAGGCCGUCGCUGCCACCAUGCAGGAAAUCAUCGCCAGCGUGGACCACAUCAAGUUCGACUUGGAGAUCGCCGUGGAGCAGCAGCUCGGGGCGCAGCCGCUGCCCUUCCCCGGCAUGGACAAGUCGGGGGCUGCUGUCUGUGAAUUCUUUCUGAAAGCUGCGUGUGGCAAAGGGGGCAUGUGCCCGUUCCGUCACAUCAGCGGCGAGAAGACAGUGGUGUGCAAGCACUGGCUGAGAGGGCUGUGCAAGAAAGGGGACCAGUGCGAGUUCUUGCACGAGUACGACAUGACCAAGAUGCCUGAGUGCUACUUUUACUCCAAGUUCGGGGAGUGCAGCAACAAGGAGUGCCCGUUCCUGCACAUCGACCCCGAGUCCAAGAUCAAGGACUGCCCUUGGUAUGACCGCGGCUUCUGUAAGCACGGUCCCCUGUGCAGGCAUCGGCACACUCGGAGAGUCAUUUGUGUGAAUUACCUUGUUGGAUUCUGCCCUGAGGGACCCUCAUGUAAAUUCAUGCACCCUCGAUUUGAACUGCCCAUGGGAACCACUGAGCAACCCCCAUUGCCGCAGCAGACGCAGCCUCCAACAAAGCAAAGUAACAAUCCGCCAUUACAAAGGUCGUCCUCCUUGAUCCAGUUAACGAGUCAGAACUCUUCUCCCAAUCAGCAGAGAGCCCCGCAGGUCAUUGGGGUCAUGCAGAGUCAAAACAGCAGUGCAGGCAACCGUGGACCCCGGCCGCUGGAGCAAGUCACUUGCUACAAGUGUGGUGAAAAAGGACACUACGCUAACAGAUGUACCAAAGGGCAUUUGGCCUUUCUCAGUGGACAGUGACAGCAGCUGGAAACAGUGUGGAGCACCAAGGGCCCUGCUGUUGGGAGCAUGCACUUAGCUGCUGAAUGUAGUGCUGGCAAGAUGCUGGCUGCAGGCACACCUGCCAGGGUUCAUUUUCAGGGGCCAUGUCUAUCCUUUCAUUUUGCUGUUUUGUUUUGUUUUUUUAUUUUGUUUUUUACAAGAAGGAAUAUGUGCUUCAGUUAGGCCCCCUGAGCCCGAGUUUGCCUGGACAUCAGUGCCUCAUUUUUUGGACUUCCUGCACACUGUUCUCCUGGGGAGAGAGAAGCUGGUAAGGGCAGUGCCUGGUCCUGGUUAGAAGAUGGCCAGCAGGCCCCCUCAGGGCUUCAUUAAACACCAGCACCUAGAGAGGAUGGGUGGUUCAUACAGGGCUGUGGCCAGGUCAGCCUGCUUUCUCCGUGUCCUGCUGAAGCCUGAAGCUGUGCCUAUGAAUGUGAUUUGAACAAGGGAGCCCUUCCGGACAGACCUGGAGCACCCACUGCUUUCCUGGUCUGGCCCCCGUUGUGGGAGAGGUGCCAGCUCCCCAGGGCUGAGCCGCUUUUCUAGGCUGCUUUCUUGUGGAGCACCAACCUGACAGCGCUUCAAGCACUCCUUCAGCCAGUGCUGCACACCACCUUUAAAUAGCUGACCCAGUGCCUACCUCCUGCCAAGCAAGCUCUUUGCUGUCACUCAAACUCCUGUGGCAUGCAGAGGCCACCCAUCCUUGAGCCUAGAAAAUGUGAAUCCAUCACCUGCAAACCUACUGGGCGAGUGGGCCUAUCCAAGCUCAGUUACAAGGAUACUUUUUCUGAAGUUGAUUAAAAAGCUUGGUUUUGGCCUGUGCUUCAUUACUUAAGGGACUCCUGAGGAACUCUUACAAAGAGAAGUGACCGCUGCUGGGGCGGGACUUGGCAUCCAUCUCAUGUUACAGGCCUAGCUCUAACACUAGGCUCCAUGCAGUCUUCCCAGGGAACCUUCAAUCCUGAAGAGGAGGGAAUGGGAGUGCUGCAGGGACAAUGGUGAGCUUGCUUCAGGCAGGCCAGUACCAUCCCCAAGGUCAGCUCUAGCCAUUGUACC
Messenger RNA from Acomys russatus (golden spiny mouse), 1940 nucleotides. It is a transcript of the gene Cpsf4, whose product is annotated as cleavage and polyadenylation specific factor 4. Gene Ontology annotation, molecular function: zinc ion binding; RNA binding. The coding region runs from base 57 to 866 and encodes 269 amino acids. The transcript is spliced from 8 exons. Lineage: Eukaryota; Metazoa; Chordata; Mammalia; Rodentia; Muridae. The record is from RefSeq and is a predicted model, not a curated record. Gene Ontology annotation, cellular component: mRNA cleavage and polyadenylation specificity factor complex.